AUGCAGACGGCAUCCAUUCUGCAGCGUCUCUUGACGGAGGAGGGAGCCUUCUUUCACCCUGCAAUGCAGGUGGCGCCCAUUCCUUCCAUGGGUGGUGGCUACGGUGUGGUGGCCACGGCUCCAUUAAGGCCUGGAACGCGUCUCGCAAAGAUACCACGGCAUUCUAUGAUCACGGCUAGCAAGGCACGUCGUUAUUUGGCAUCUUUUGAAUACCAGCACAGACGUGUCCUCUCUGAAAGCAAUCCAUUUUCUCACAAGACCGUUUCUGCAGCAGCCUUGGCAAGCGUUGAAAGAAAGCUGUCGCAGAGUCUUUCUCCAGCAAACACUAUUAUUUGUUAUCUACUUCUGAUUGCGGCACAGUGCCGUCGUUUUCCCGCCCCACAUACUCAAAAUGGCAUGGGUGUUGAUGUGGCUGUGGCUAGUAGCAGCAAAAGGGAUGAACUGCCCUGUCAGAGUGGUCAUUCUUGGAUGAAAACGUGGAUACUCUCGCUUCCCACCCAUUACGAUAAUCUUAUCGAACUGCGUCCAGAAAUGGCAGAUACGGGAGGCGCUCCAAGUCUUGAUGGUGUUGCGAAACUGCCCUCUCCCACGGAUGCACAUCUUCGCCCUUACCUGCAGUUUGAGCGGCAUCGUCGUAAGGUGCUGCAGGAACAGGCGAAUGUCGAGGCGGAAUUUCAGUUAUGUCAAUCGGUGCUAUCUGUUCUACAAACGUUUCCAAAUUGUAACGGUGGUGAGGCACCAAUAUCAGCUACAUUGGAGCAGUUUCUUUGGGCUUACAACACCCUCAUGAGUCGUGGUUUCUCGUACAAUGCAGAGGUUUGGAGCCUUAUCCCGUGGGUAGAUUACUUCAACUAUGCCUUUAGCAGCAAUGCCACAAUGGCGUACGAUGAAAGACGCGAAGCAUACAUUUUUGAAACACUUCUUCCCAUUGAGCGAGGGGAACAAAUUAUGCUGCAAUAUGGUGCUUAUACUGACAUGGAGCUGUUGCUGUGGUAUGGUUUCACCCUCACCCCAGGGUUAUUCCCUGAACUCGCCAGGGCCACUACGCUAGAGAAACGAGUCCAGGUACUGCGAAUGCUUUGGCGUGACGAUGUAGAACUAAUGGAUGCAGCCGAUAACUGCCUUUCCAAGCGCGAUGAGGCGUGGUUAGAUGCUGUAAACAGAGCGUUGGGUUAUUCUUUUUCACCAUGGGCCGAUGCGGACGGAUCCUACCCGUCUCCUAAACCACGUGAGUCUUGGCUGGAGCUCCUGCUUUCUGCAUACAUAAGGCUGCGAAGCGUGGGUAUUUGUGACAGCCACAGGGGCACGUUACCUCCCGCAGCAGAAGCAGCGAGCGUAGUUGCCAAGUUAAUUUUAGGGACACCGGCGCAACACCCACUUCCACCCAAACUAACGGCCCACGAUUGCCGUCUGGGGGCCCGGGGCCCAUCGCCGUCUAUGCUGCUUCUUCUGAACUACGUUAGCCACCUUUGUUCCGCGUCUAACGAAGGAACACGCUUAACCCCGGCUGACGUUCUGCGAGCUAUUUGUUGGGCAGAGCUGUUUUGUAAUUCUGAGCCGGGGAUGGAGGCGUUAUUUCUUAAAAAUGAGACAGCCGCGCCGCCUGGGGGCAGUGUAAAGGCCAUGGCGCGUCAGGCAUCGUUGGAUGCUGCUGCGCUUCUGCACCUCCUGGCGGUGGAGGCGACGGAGGAGGAAUUGUGCGUCUACCUCUCGAGGGAGUGCGAGUAG
Trypanosoma conorhini is the source of this 1728-nucleotide messenger RNA. RefSeq lists its product as uncharacterized. The transcript has a single exon. The coding region runs from base 1 to 1728 and encodes 575 amino acids. Gene Ontology annotation, molecular function: protein binding; protein-lysine N-methyltransferase activity. Lineage: Eukaryota; Euglenozoa; Kinetoplastea; Trypanosomatida; Trypanosomatidae. Gene Ontology annotation, biological process: peptidyl-lysine monomethylation. The record is from RefSeq and is a predicted model, not a curated record.